AUGUCAGUAGACGUAACCUUCGACAUCGUCACCGCCAGCAUAUGCGCGGCUCUCAUCCUCGUCCGCUGCGGCUACCGCAUCUUCUCGCGCUGCAGGGUCCACGACUCGUGCCACCGGACAUGGCACGCCGACGACGCCUACAUGGCCUUCGCCAUCGUGCCUCUCAUCGGCCGCACCACCUGCAUCGCAAUCUCCUUCGUCCUCAACCCGACACACACCUUUGGUCUACCAACACCAGAAGACGCCGCGGCGCAGGGCGUCUCCAUCGCGCAGCUUGAGGACAACUAUGUCGCCUCGCGGAAGCUGCUGAUCCCGUCACGAAUAUUCUAUGCCAUGUUGUAA
Molecule: messenger RNA, 342 nt
Organism: Colletotrichum siamense
Lineage: Eukaryota; Fungi; Ascomycota; Sordariomycetes; Glomerellales; Glomerellaceae
Exons: 1
Coding region: 1-342 (113 amino acids)
Source: RefSeq, a predicted model, not a curated record